This is a messenger RNA of Vitrella brassicaformis, 1516 nucleotides long. The record is from the annotation of a GenBank genome assembly. NCBI's taxonomy places the organism in Eukaryota, Vitrellaceae.
CUUGCACACCUCUCGAUUUUCACCUUUAUGAUGAAGCGUGAGGCGGAGCCGUCGUUCGAGGGCGGUUCCCUCAAGCGGCCAUGCACGGCAGAGGAGGUGGAGAAGCUCAUCGACACCAUCGCCGAACACAAGGUGAGAAGAUGAUGUACUGCACACAACCGAUUCCAGCAGGCAGGCAGGCAGGGAGAGAUCCACGCAUCCCUUUGUGCAUCUGCCCGUCUAUCCAUCGGCUGCCUGAUCUGAUCUGUCUGAGUGUCUGUGCAGCGUCGCGAGUACGUGUACAUCGCCCGAGCUGUCGAGCAUGAGCGGGAGAUCCACAAGGAGCGGACGCAGCUGCAGCACUGGCGCGACACCCACGAGACCCAGGAUGGCCACCUCAAGAGCGUCCUCAUCGACCCCUUCGUCAACAUGGAGAUCAAGCUGCAGAGGGAGAGGCUCCUCGACAAGGAGGAGCGCAUCCGGGUGCUCGAGGAGGAGCUGCAGGCCAAACAGUUCGACCAGAAGGAUCCGUAAGCAUCUACGCAGCAGGGCGGGCAUGCCAUGGCUGGGAGGUUCGGAGUGUGUGUGCUCGUGCGUGUUUGUGUGGUUGAUGUGCAGGGUGACGGGGAAGCGGCUGAUCAACAAGCUGAGGACGUUGAAGGACGAGAACGCUGACCUGGGCAAGACGCAGGCCGAGGGGACGCUGCAGGUGCUCGAGAUGAGACUGGGCAUUCUGCAGAAACAAAACCAGCUACUCAGGAACAAAUGCAAGUGAGGCAGUCAGUCAGUCAGCAGUCUAUCGAAUCGACCAUCCAUCGCUGCUGCCUUCGUCCAUCUGUGUCUUUGUGUGUAUGUGUGUGUGUGCGUCAGGGAGCAGAUUCAGUUUAUGCAGUGUCUGGACGAGGAGAACGAGACCAUGCAGAACAGCCUCAACCAAAGAGCUGCGCAGCUCCAGGUAGCAAAGGCACACUCUGCCGCUGUCAACGCCUGCCUGAGCUAGUGUGUGUCUGUGUGUCAGGCUGAGCGCACCCGCAGCGCGGAUCUGGAGCGUCGUUUGGCCGAGGCCGAGGCCACGAUAGCCCAGCUUCGGGGGGGCGGGAGAGGUGGGGGUGGAGGCGGCGUGGGAGGGGACGGCGAUGGAGGCUAUGUGGCCGACAGAGAUGCGAUCAUGACAGGAGAGGCAUAGCUGGGUGUAUGCACAUGCACGGCUGCGGAUGGCUUGCGUGGCGUCAAAGGCCUCGUGACGUUUUGACUGCGUGUGCUUGAAAUCCGCCACGAUGUGCUUCUUGGUGGUGGCCAGCACGUGACCACACGAAGAAGAACGUCGAGGUCUGCUUCAAGGAGAUGCAGAGUGUUGUGCAGCAGUGGCUGCAGCGGCCGGACGUGUGUGCACUCAGCCGGACGACUUGCGGUCCAUCUGACUGUCUGACUCAGCUCCAUGCGUUUCCUAAAGUGUGCACCUCCGAUUCAUGAGUGAAUGAUUCAUGGAAGAGGUUCGUGUGCAAUUCUAGUGUUCGUGUGUCCACUGAGAGGCCGG